GAGCGACAAAGCCACCACGAAAAGCUUGCUGAACGACAAGCGCCUGGUGCAGGAGCAGAGGGAACGCUACAACCAAUACUCCGUCAUUGUUGAGGAGGUGCCCGUGGUGAGCGGGGAUCGCCUCUUCUCCCAGGAAGACUACGAGGACGAAUACGACGACACCUAUGACGGCAACCAGGUGGGAGCAAACGAUGCUGACUCAGACGACGAGCUGAUCAGCAGAAGGCCGUUCACCAUCCCUCAAGUCCUGAGGCCCAAAGAAGAGGAGGAGCAGGAGGAGGAGGAGGAUGAAGAAGAGGCGAUGGAGGAUAGAGAGGCAACAAAGGAUCACUUCAUUCAAGAUCCAGCGGUGCUGCGGGAGCGAGCCGAGGCCAGGCGGAUGACCUUCCUGGCAAGAAAAGGGCAAAAGCCAGAUAACUCCGUAGCUGCGACGGGCGUUGCCAAGGGCCGCGGCCAAAGCCGAGAGACAGUCCAGGAGCGACGGAAGAAAGAAGCCAGCAAGGGGACGAGGGCGAAUCACAACAGACGCGCAAUGGCCGACCGGAAGCGGAAUAAAGGCAUGAUCCCGUCUUGAAACAGUGGCGCGCCAGGGAGGUGUGUUUGGAACUGCUCCUUUUUCAGGGAGGUCCCCCCCCUGCCCCCCCCAGGAGAAAGAGAGAGAGAGACUUUUGCAAAGAUUAUUUACCUAGGGCGGGAAGCAGAAAUCCACACAUAAGAACAGGCGAUUGCAGACCUGGCAAUAGGGCUGCGUUGAGCAACUUGUGGACAUUGUGCGUUGUUGAGAAAUGCUUUUCUUUAAACGGUCCCUCCGGAAACUUUCGCUGUUUUGAGUUGUCCUAUAGGUUGCCUCUGUCAGGGCUGCCUCAAUCUGAUCUCGUAGGAAAGUGAAACCCUCGACUCCCAUUUGAUUGAAGGGGAAGGGCACUUUAACUAAGAGAUGCUGAUUACAGGAGAAUCAGGUAGAACCUGAAGUUCCUGCACACCCAGACAGACAGAACCCCCUGGUGUUCCCCCUAACCCUGCCCCCAUAGCGCCCCCCCUCCCCCUUGUGUAGCCAAUCCAGCACCACUGAGAUGUUUUGGGAAACGCUGGUGUUUGAGCUGGCGAGACUCCACUCUCAGGGUAGACGGGCCUUGAAGAUGCCAGGAGGCCAACACGAACUGGAUUCUAAACCCCUCUGUUCUUCAACUGUCAACCCCCCCCUCCCCAAUUUCCCAUCAUAAAAAGUAUACCCAUUUCCCUCUCCUUUCUCCGAUUGAUGGCAGAGCACCAGUCCUGCUAAGAAGCCAGCUGCCUUGCUGGAUCACGUUUCUUCCUUUGGGGGGUCUUUCCUAGCAGAGUGAAACUUCCACCUCCACUUGACAUUGCACUGCAAAAUGUUGGCUUCUGGUGGUCUUAAUUUGCAAGCCCCGUGGCGAGAUGGUCAGCAAAUAAAUACAUUUCAAGUGUGA
Messenger RNA from Notechis scutatus (mainland tiger snake), 1451 nucleotides. NCBI's taxonomy places the organism in Eukaryota, Metazoa, Chordata, Lepidosauria, Squamata, Elapidae. The record is from RefSeq and is a predicted model, not a curated record.